This is a messenger RNA of Solanum lycopersicum (tomato), 1302 nucleotides long. NCBI's taxonomy places the organism in Eukaryota, Viridiplantae, Streptophyta, Magnoliopsida, Solanales, Solanaceae. The record is from RefSeq and is a predicted model, not a curated record.
UUCAAUAGUAGACCUUGAAAAGAACUUUAGCAAAGUCAUCAUAAAUGCUCUUCACGUCUCAUGUACUAUGUUAAGGAAUGGUCACAUUUCUCUCUGCAUUAAAGCUAGUUCAUGUUAAAAGUUGAGGCCGGUAGUAGUUUCAACUUUCAAUUUAAUUCCACCUUUCCUGGCCCACUUCUGUACGGAACACCAAUCAGAAUCUUUAGUUCAUCUUAACACCAAAGCAUCUCCACUUAGACACUUACUAGACUUCACAUAGGAGGAAAAAUAUGGAACUGGUGGUCCUCACACGUACUUACCUUUCUUUUUUUACCUUUGUUCAAGUUUCAUACUCUUUUAUCUGGCUUCCUCACUCUAUUUUGGCCCAAUAGGUUCUCCUCACAGGGAUGGAAACUAACAAAUGGGAAGGGAAGAGAAGCAUUACUGAAGCUGAAAAGGAAGAGGAUGAACAUGGAAGUGUUGAAGAGGAUAGCAAAAGAAAAAGGGUAUUGACUCUCUCUGGUAGGAAGCUAGUUGGUGAAGGGUCGGCACAUCCUUCUUGCCAGGUCGAUCAGUGCACUGCAGAUAUGGCAGAUGCCAAGCCAUACCAUCGCCGCCACAAGGUGUGUGAGUUCCAUUCAAAGUCUCCAAUAGUACUUAUUAGUGGACUCCAGAAGCGAUUCUGUCAGCAAUGUAGCAGGGAGAGACAAAUACUGGUAAGGGAAAGAAUUAACUUUUGCACAUGCAAACAGAGAUUAUCCUUCAGACAAAUUUUUUGUUCCAAAUUCAUCCAUCUGACAACGAGCUGCUUUCAGAUUCCCAAGUAUAGGAGUAUAUCAUUUUCUAAUGAGCAGGGGCAAAACAGAGCUUUUAAUGUGAAUUUUCAAUUGUUCGCAUGAUGAGGUGCAGAUUUCAUCUGUUAGCAGAGUUUGAUGAUGCUAAGAGGAGUUGCCGAAGGCGUUUGGCAGGUCACAAUGAGCGCCGCCGUAAAAUUACAUAUGACUCUCAUGGAGAAAAUUUGGGCUGAAGAAGCAUCAGCAUCAAUGGCAGCCAAAUAACCUACUUUCUGAAGCAACAUAAACAAGAUGUGGGUUAAGCAUGCUCUCUAUCUUCUGUCAAUUCCCGGAUUUCUAAGCAAAUUGUUAUUUGUGACCUUCAAGUAUCUAGCUAAUAGUACUUUCAUUUCCCUUGUGUAAAGGGAAGGACAAAAAGAAUAAGCCGUUGGCACUGUCUGCUAGUAUUCGAAAAAUGAAAUAUUUGUAGUAUGAAUGCAUAUCCAUGUUGACAUUCCAACUCACUUUAUGAGGUUUUUAUUAUUAUUUU